GCUCUGCUCUGCUCUGCUCCGCUCAUCUGCACGCCUGCUGCUGCUGACGCGACGGGCCCUGGUCGCUGCCCUUUGUGUGUGCGCAUGGGAUCCCUCCAUCGCUCCCCAUCACUGCAUUACUACGUGCCUGCAUACGCUCUUGCUACCACUUCUCACACUACCACCACCGCCACACCUCCCACUCUGCCGACGCCAACCUUUCCUCUUCCGACUCCUCCACCACCACCGCACCCCGUCGCCGACAUGGCGUUGAAGAGGUCGACCAGCUAAGGCGUGCGGCGAGCGUCCGAUGAUGAUGCCGCUGCUCGCUCAGCCGUACUAUGGAUCAUGGGCACCGACCACUGGGCGGAGGAACGGGACAGCGACCACUGCCUCCCCAGCGCGCCGUGAGCGGCUCCCACGCCCUCCAGCAAGGCCUCAAGAGGCCCGCUGUUCCCUCGCGCCUCAAUAAUGUGCGCUCCGUCUCGCAACCGGGCUUUUAUGUCGACUUGACUUCCGAUGCGGCUACACGACAGAACGCUGCUGCGUUUACGAACAAUGGCGGCUCACUAUACACUUCCCCGAACGUCAUCGAUCUCAGCGACGACGACCAGGCACGACCAGCGAAACGAGCCAGGACCGACGCCCACGUCCCUCCUCCCGGCGAAGGCGGCGUGCAGGAUCCCGCUCACCGAAGACGACCCGGCUCACCUCUUCCACCCCCUCCGGUUCCGCGACUGCCUGCGUGCAUGGGAAGGAGUCGUCGACCCGCGGUGGACAGGUUGGCACGAAGGGCGAAUGGCCUAGAACCACCACUGUGUGCGACACGCUUGCCGCUACCGAAGCAGGUGGCAGACUUUGCGCCUUGGAAUGGACAACAUCCCGAAGAUGUCAUGACAGACGGCGUGGUGAAGGGUGGCUACUACGACAAGCCUCCCGGGCCCAACUCGACGGAGACGAAUUCAGCGAAGCCGACCAUAUGGCCGAAUCUGUCGGCUAAGAACAACAUGGGUCUGCAGACUUUGUCAUAUCUAUUCACAUCCGUACUCGAAAAGAGGCAGGCACUCGGCAAGUGCACAGCGCCUUCGACCUUUAAGCCGCCCCCUCGUGUAACCGUAACAGAUACCAAACGUGAAGCCUGGCUGCGUGACCUCGCCAAUCCCGAGGUGCCCUUGCGAAAACAAAGUAGGACCAUUCCGCAUGGAAUCCGGGGCAAGCUGCUCAUGGAACAGUGUCUGGGCAAGAACAUCGCCAUGCCGCGCGCUGUCUGGCUGGCAAAGUGUGUUGGAGCUAACGAGCUUCGGGCUUUCCGGCGAAAGGGGGUCAGUGGCACUGCUGCCGCCGCGGGAGAAAGCAAAUGGGUCCGCGAAUGGACCGUGCAAGUGGAAUUCUUCCUCGAGAGCGUUAUUGCUAUGUGUGGACAGCCCGAGUGGCAGUCGAAGAUGGACUAUGCCGUCAAAUUGGCCACGGCGUUCUAUGCGGAGCGCCUCCUCGAGCGGGAUCACUACUUAGACUGGAUCGUCUCUUCGUAUGCACAGGCUACGACGGAGCGACUACCGAUUUGGAUCAUUCUAGUUCAGCUCUACUGGAAAGAAAUAACAAGCUUCGGCCGACGAGGGCGCCGACUUGCUGAGGCCACUCUGGAAAACUUGCAACAACUCACUCGGCUCGACUCGAGGGUUCACGAUUCGCUGAAGGCUAGAUUGCAGAAACUCGUCAUGAUCAUGGCUGUGACCAAUCGAGGCUGCCUCAUCAUUCCAAGGAGCUGGCAAAAGUAUCAGCACCUGCUGACACCCAAGACUGCAGCUCCCGGUACCCCUGCGCAGAAUAUCACCAAGAGGAACCGAAGAUUACUAGCUCCACUGAUGAAAACGCCACAGAACACGCGAUGUCCUCUGUUGACCUUGUACGGGAUUCUGGAUGCUCAUGCUCAUGCGCUGCACGUGGAUGUGGGGAGACUCGCCACAGCUUGCCAGGCCAUAAUCCCAGAGGUUGACAAAUUAAUUGCCGCGCUGUUGACAUGGUCCUCGUCAGUAUACCGAACCGGAAUAAAUCGAGCAUACCUCGCUGCCAAAGUCAUCGCGGUCCUUGCAUCGAAAGGUCUAGAUACCGAUGGUGCAAUACUGAGCUUCCUUGGGAUUCCUCAGUCAGUAUCUAUAGUGGCAGCUGACGUGCACCGCGUACUCACAGAGCUCGUACGCGAGAACGGCUUCUCUUGUGGAAGGUACCUCCAAUGGCUGAUCACGUCUGGUGCGGUUUCGGGAAGCGCAUCACCGGACCUCGCCACUGGCUUGCUCAUAGCGCUACCCGCGUCUGCUCUACCCGCUCAUCUGCAGAACACGCGGAAGUCCCUACUACACAGAAUCUCGGAAGUGAAGGAUGAGGGCAGCGUCGUUUCAGACAUACUGGGCGUGGGUAUCGACGAUAGUGACACAGCCUCACGCGUGCGCGUUAUGCAGCAAACCGAGAGUCUAGGCGCAGCUGCCAAGCAGGAGCUUGCUGAUGCGCUCACUGCACAAGUGGAAUACCUGGUGAAAGAAAGCAUUCUUACGCACCGAUGGUUCUGCUUCGCGCGAGAUGUGCUCGAGAUCAUACUGGAUAUGCGAGCGUUGCGGCACCUGCUUCAGAUGUCGAUGACCUCAGGCGACCCCGGCAUCUUGGCCAGUAUCAGUGAUACCAUCGAUUAUCAUCGCAAAUCCUUUGCAGCCAUGGGCUAUCUGAUGCCCAUGGUGGACGACUUGCUUGAACACUAUCGAGUCUUGCGGUCGCAACAAGCACUUGACAGAGCACUUAUCAUCUCGCUCAUUACUUUGACCAAGCCAUGGGCCGACAAGAUGCAUCUUUUGCAAAGCCAACAGAUCCUCGGCGCCUUGCCCAAUGAUCUACUGAUCUGCGAACAGCAGACUUCCAUGGCUGUCUGCUCGCCCGCAUCCGAUAGUCUGGUUAGCAUGCAAGCGGGUAGCCUUGACUCUGACCAGGAAAUCGAUGCAGUAUUCGCUAGUGGGAAUACUAUGGACGAGCAGCUGAUGCAACGGGUAUUUGCGAGAAUUGCGCAGCGCGCAGGCAAAUUCGAAAGCGAGCAAGAUCAUGCCGCCAGCAAACUUUGUGCAUGGCUCACGCAGCUCCGUGCCGUCGAUGCCAGCAACUUUGACCUACUCGCCACGAAUCAUGUGCAGGCGUGUCUCAGAAGCUCUGGCGACGCGGCCUCCUCAUUGACAUUGAUCAGUGCACUUGUCGCCAGCGGAUGCAUGGAACUCGAGACAAUUAUUGGCUUGGCCCAGAAUAUGAAGACACCAGCAUCAGCGUGCACCAUGGUCCGUCUUCUCACGGCAACAGCCAGCAUAUGCGUGGGGCUUGGCGAGCACGAAGCCUACCGCUUUCGAGUCAUCCAGCAGCGAGCCUGUCAGACUUCUGCCGAUGCCUUGGUUCCACUACUCGUCACUGCCAUGGACGACAACAAGUUCCCUGCUUCUGAUCCAGGCAUAAUCACGUUGCUUCUGGAGUACACUGUCAGCAGAUAUCAAGUUUGCCUACGUGCGCUAACAAGCGCUCGUCCGUCACCAGCGUUCCUCUCCAAUUGUACGAAGCUCGUCACGAAAAUGCUGUCUCCGUCCUGCGAUGAGUAUGUUUCAGUGGUCGGCCUUGAUGCGAAGACGAUCAUUGGUCUCGCCGACGCUAUCUCUGUUGCGCAAUGUACGAUGGCACUGGCUCUGCUCGCCAAGAAGGAGGCAUUGCGAGGAUUGCCAAAUGAGAGUACCCUGCAGCCAGCAAUACUUGACGCCAUCGUCCAUGGAAGCGAAAUAUGGCCACAACUACUCGAAAGCGCUGGGCAGGACACAGUUCGCAGCAUUUACCAAUGGGCAAAAGACCAAGUGUUGGUCUGUGCGUCUUUGGAAACCGGUCCCGCUAGUAUCGAUGAAGCUAAAGCCAGUCGCAAUCUUGAUAUUUUGUGUGUUGCUCACCACGCUGCCAAAGACAACAGCAAGUCUCAGAUCGUCUCGAGCAUCUUGGACAGACUAAAAGAAUUAUUGGAGCGCUUGCCAAAGGAACCCCUCGGUGUAGAGCAUAAACAAUACCUCAUGGCCUUGCGGAUUCUCCUCCAUCUCUGCAUCCUCUACGCCUGCGAUCCAACGUCGGACCGUGAGGGCCCUCGAACCAGUCGCGAAAGCCUCCUCGCAACACUGUGCAUAUUUCUUGGACAUCCCGGCCUGCAGUGCCAUCAGGAGAUCCUGGAAUACAUUCACGAUGUUGCAUCUGCUCUUUCGGAUGCAUUGCCUGCUGAAUCUCUGACCGCUCUGGGGCACGCAAUGCUUCGCAAUGGAGUCCGUGACCCACGACUAGCUUUCAUUCUUGGAAUGAUCAACAAUCCUGACGCUUGGCUUGCUCUCGUAUCUUAUCCGCAGCCGCAACCCGGUGGGGGAAGUGCGCAGGCUAAGGCGCUGUUGCAACGAGCUGCGCAGCAACAACAACAAGCGCAAGCUGCGGGCAGACCUGGUCCGAUGUCUGGCGCUGGAGGGUCCGCUGUCCUGCAGCGUGCCAUGUCUUUGAGAGCUGGACAGCAACCGCAGGGCGAGCCUAAGGUUGUACCUUAUACACUUCGGCGAUGGGAGAUGAUGAGUGAUGCGACGCCCAGCAUGGGAGACAACGAUACGAGUCUCAGUCUUGGAUUGUUUGGAGCAAGGAAAGUGUAUUGAAUGGCAAUUGCACUUGGCAGGAGUACGAAUCGAAGGGACAUGGACAGCAUUGAGCUUCCGUCCAAAAGGAUGACGAUAUUAAUUGGAAGAAAUGGUGUACAACGGCGUAUCUUGGGAAUGAAUUUUGGGAUUGGCGGGAACAGAACGAAUGCAGUCUGGUUGGUGGCAUUUGAUGGGAAUAUCAUGGAAUCACGAUCAACGGAGCACAACAGGGCGAUCUUUUCAUCCUAUUUCUUUUUUCUUCUGGUUUUAUUUUACUCGGCAUUUCUGGAAGCGUUCAAGCGGUCAGGAGCUGUGUAUCCUUUAUUCGUGCUCACUGGCAUUGUUUUCGGUUCUUCGAAGAUGUAUGAGUGGUAGACUGGUGCGAGGGCCUAGAGGGGCAGAUUGAUGGAGAAGUAGAGCAUAUAGUGGAACACUGUAUGAUGAGAUGCAAAUUCUAGUUCAGAGUUUCGAGUUGCUGUCAUUUUUGC
Molecule: messenger RNA, 5143 nt
Organism: Cercospora beticola
Lineage: Eukaryota; Fungi; Ascomycota; Dothideomycetes; Mycosphaerellales; Mycosphaerellaceae
Gene: SRB8
Product: Srb8p
Biological process (GO): regulation of transcription by RNA polymerase II
Cellular component (GO): mediator complex
Molecular function (GO): transcription coregulator activity
Source: RefSeq, a predicted model, not a curated record